Messenger RNA from Brassica oleracea var. oleracea, 659 nucleotides. RefSeq names its product protein yippee-like At3g55890. The record is from RefSeq and is a predicted model, not a curated record. Lineage: Eukaryota; Viridiplantae; Streptophyta; Magnoliopsida; Brassicales; Brassicaceae. The transcript is spliced from 5 exons. The coding region runs from base 177 to 581 and encodes 134 amino acids.
CCGAAUUAAGAUAUAUCUGCUUAAAACGCAAUAUAAAAGGCCUCUCCCUCCCUCCCUCCCUCUCUCAGACUCUCACGACUCCAAAGCAAAAGGUUCCAAGACUCUCUCUCUGACUUUCUCAUCUCCCGCCGUGUCACCGUCGUUACGUCACCAUCUCCGGCCACGGUUGGUGGAAAAUGGGAAGAGCGUUCGGGAUCGAACUCGAGGGAGCAGUGUAUACAUGCAAAUGGUGCGACACACAUCUCGGAGUCCCCAGUGAUAUCAUCUCUAAGGAGACCGAGGAUGGUUGCCUCGUAUAUGUGUUCAGUAGACUCUACAAUACAAUAAUUCUGGCUGAAGCAACUGGUGACUUCCAUGAUAUCUUUUGUGUCGGUUGUUCCAACGACAUCGGCAUUUAUGGCGUAAGAAAAGAGACCCCCCCAAGACUCAGAUUCCACCAAAGCAAACUCAAUUCUUCAACUUUAUAUGUGUGUUCAUUGAUUUUGUACGUGGUUUCUUUCUCACAGGUAAGUGAUCCAAAUAGUUUCAGGGUUUUGAGGAGCGAACUCCAUGGACCGGAAGGAAGCGAUGAUGAGGUUUAGGAGUUGGUAUGUGCUAAGAAAAUGUAGAAAGUAUAUGUUUUUGAAUUUCAUAUUACUUUGUAUGGUGUGUGAAUAGUC